AUGGGUCCACCAGGCCAAUCCGGACCACCAGGACCUCCAGGACCACCUGGUCAGAAUGGACAAUCGGGAAUCGGCCAGAAGGGACCCAAAGGACCACCAGGACCACCUGGUCCACCAGGACAUCCAGGACCAAAUGGCCCUCCAGGAAUGCCCGCACAACCAGGACCACCAGGAGGACCCGGACCAGCCGGUCGCCCAGGACCACCUGGACCACCAGGACCGCCAGGACCUCCUGGAGAGUCUGGCCAAGGUGGCAGCGAUGCACUCUACUGUCCAUGUCCGGCCAGAACUCUCAGUGUGAAACGUCGCAUGUCGGCAGCAGCCACCAAAAAAGAAGACGACACAAGACCAAUGCAACCACUAUAA
Molecule: messenger RNA, 366 nt
Organism: Anisakis simplex (herring worm)
Lineage: Eukaryota; Metazoa; Nematoda; Chromadorea; Rhabditida; Anisakidae
Source: the annotation of a GenBank genome assembly